AUGACUUCAGAAUGUGACACGACAAAAUGUAUGGACGACGAAAUCCCGACUAUUUCAGAAUCCGCCCCCACAAUAGUACCAUUCCAUGUUUACAAAAUCAAUUUCGAACAAGUCUUCAUCAAUUUUAUCAAAAUCAAAUCGGUGACGAUAAAAAAUCCAAAGUUAAAUGAAACCGCCGAAUACAGUAUCGUGCGUAAUUCGAGGGUCAACCCCAUUUAUCAAGUGUUCAACUUGAACAAAUACCAUGGAUACUCCAACCCUCAAAACGACAUAGAACUGAAGAUUAAAUUCCAGCCUAAUGUGCCCUUCUUGGACUUCAUGGAACGUUUCGAGAUUUGGUUCGGCGUUAACACUCUAGCUAUUCUGCUUUGCUUCGGAACGUGUGUUGCCCCAAUCAUCGAAACUAACUCCACAGAUUUGUAUUUCUUCAAAAACAACGCAAACACUUUCUGCAUGCAAAGCAUUAUUUUAACCAACAAGUCUGAGGUUCCAGCCAUUUUCGAAUUCGAUGCGGAGGAAGAUCAGGAAAUUUUUGCCGUUCAAAAACCCGUCAUGGGCAAAAUUGGAGGUCAUUCAAAGCACAAAAUCUUCUUCCAAUUCAAACCGAAACGAAUGGGGAUGUACGCAAUGCGUUUGUCCUGUCUGAUUUGUUACCACGAGCCCAUAAUAAUUAAUUUGUUCGGAAUAUACUCGCAGACCAACUACAGCCAAAAGGACAUAAAAUAUUACCCUUUUCCCGAGACUGAGCUGAACGGCUACAGUGGCUAUUUCAGAGAUGUGAAAGAACUGAAAACAUACGUGCCACCGAUAUCGUUAAGCCAAACCUUCAUCAAUUUCGGAGGGGUGAACCUGAGCCAGAACCGGGACAAUUUCACCACGGAAACCUUCUGCAUCACCAACCACCUGAAGAACGGCGUACGAGUUGAGUGGUUGUCUGAGGGAAAAAUCUUCAUUGUAAAUCCGGGAAGUAUUUCCAUUCCACCCUGCGAGUCCAUGAGUUUUGAGUGCCGAUUCAAACCUUGCAGUCCAGGCAGGAUGUACGCCAAGACCCUACGGGCGCAAAUUUUUUGGAACUACGACGAAGAUCCCAAAUCUAUUUCGGUACCACUUACUGAAACGGUCCGAGUCGUCGGUCAUUCGUUUACGGAGAGUGAAAUAAUAGCUAAAGCUCGCGUUGACCCUUCUGUUAUAGUUCUACCUCCUUGUAUACCCAGCCAAACUGUAGCAACCACUUUUAUUAUCGAAAACACUGGUACCAUUCCUGUUAUGUUCAAGUUUGUGCCACCCAAAUACACUAAUAUACUUUUAAAACCUAGAAUAGGCGUGAUUGUGAAUCAAAAACUGGUCGCCAUACAAUUCCAGAUACACGAAAUGGAACAACAAACGUGCAUAGAACAAUGGACAUUAAUUUUGAACGAUAACUGCGAAAAGUAUCUUCCAGUGUAUUUGAAAGUUGAAUGUGGAUUACCUGAUAUUACUGUAGACCAGAACAACAUUGUUAACUUUGAAACAGUCCACGAAGGCACACGUACAUCUAAAAUGAUACAGAUAAAAAACAAUACUAUUUACAAAUUAGGAUAUGAAUUUAAGUUGGAUAACGCCGGAUUCUUCAAUGUAGAUCCAAUAGCUGGUACUUUGAAUCCGUACAACGAAACGACAGUGAAGAUGAGUUACUCAGCAGUAACUUGUUCAAAGUCAAAAUGCAAGGAACGUGUGGUGGUGUAUUUGGCCAACAACCGAUUCCAACUCCACCAAUUUUUCCAUUCGUUCUACGUAUUUGCCGAAAAAGAGAAGACUAAUUUAUUUGCUUGUCCGUCAGAUUUGAAACUGGGUAAAAUAACUUGCGGAUACGAGGUGGAUUUCAAUUUUAAACUAAACAAUUUCGGCAAAUCACCGAUUCAUUACAAGUUGUUUGUUGUCGAAUCGAAAGUUUUAUCGCAGGAUGAAAAUAAACACGACACCUUCACGAUUACACCAAACUCUGGCACGAUUUAUCCGAAAGGACUCCACGUUGUAAGAGUUCAAGGUACUGCCAGAGCCGUUGGUGAAAAUAGCAUCAAAAUUGCAUACAUUAAUAAAUUUGACCAGUACUCUCCGUUAUUUGGAACACUGGAAGUGGUCACGGUCUUCCAUUUGACUUACAGCUGUUGUUACACUACUGUGGAGUUUACUGAUAUUAUAGAACACAACUUUGGGAAACUGAUAACGAAAAAACAUCUCUGGGAAAUGCUUCAAAUAAAUCAAAUUAACUCUUUGAUAUAUUCGUGUCGAAUGGGCGAGUUGAAAGAAGUACACGCGGUACUUCCAGAGAUGGUUAAGUCCUAUACACCACUUUGGGUUAUAUUUUCAGUUAAGAAUGAAUCAUCGCCGAAAUUGCCUAUUAAAGUUACUCGAAAAAAAAAUUGCGACUGCAAAAUGGAAAACAGUGCCAGUCUGACGCGGUGGGUCAAAAAAUACAAUUGUCCUCAUCGUGAAAUGCUUUCAAUCGACUACCAGAUAAAUCCUGUGGACGAACUUGAUUAUUGUACUUUCAAUGUUAAAUUCCACGUUGAAGAUGAGAAUAUGUUGUCCUUCUAUUUAAAUGUGCCUGAGGACAGGCGGAUUCUUGUCAAUUUUAAGAUGGUGGCAGUACCAAUGGACACGCACUUCAUCUCAUUUUAUAAAAACUACCACAUACAGCUAUUGGACACGUACAUAGGGGACAAGAAUUCAAUUUUACAGCUGCACUGGUUGUACAACAGUACGCCUGUGGAUAUUUCUUAUACCUUCGACGUCAGUGUUAUUAAAGAAUUGUGCAACAAAGAAGGAUUUCACGUUUUAGAACUGUACAAUUACGAGGGCCUUAUACCCCAUGAUUCCAGAUAUUCGUUGCAUAUUAGAUUUCAACCCAUAGAAGUGAAAAAAUAUGAAGUGAGCCUAUCGGGUAUAAUGGGCAACGAAAAUGUAACGUUGAAAAUAACCGGACAUGGUACAAAGGAGCUGAGCAAACCCCAAACAAUCGACACAUCAAUGCCUGAAAUAUGUUCAACUGACCCCAUUAAAAAUCAGAUUUGCCUUUCAAGGGAUUAUAUGAUAGUAGAAAUUUUCCCGAUUUGGUGCAAUGUUUACAAAAUGAUCUUUAUCAGAAAUACUUCAAAAGAACACGUCUUUUAUUACGAAUUUAAAGACAUAAUUCAUACACCCUUCAUAGAACUAAAAGUAGAAGAGAACAAGCAAGGAUUUUUAAAACCAAAACAAACCCAAAACAUUAUAGUAACUAUCAAAUCGUUUCAAGAAGCGAUUUGUAGCGACGUUAUACUGUAUUGUUCAGUUGUUAAUAUGAGUGAUGUAUAUUUACAUGAACACUAUAAAAAUACUUCGAAUUCAUCUUUAACUGAUCACGAUAGCAUUCUCACAGAUGAUUCGAGUGCACCACUUCCUUAUACGUUGACUUUGCACUUGUACAUCCAUACAAUCAGUUCAUUGGAUAAAGAUUUAUAUUUGAGCACGGACGCACAGCUUAAAUAUAUAAAAGGGACGCACAUCACCGUGGAUCCUCUUAUUUUAACACCUUCUGUAUCAUUUUCAUCAUAUUUUAGUACAAAAGUUGAUAAUAUUAUUGUACUAGACAAAAGACACACUGAAGGUAUACUGAGGAAAUCUAUUGAGACUAUGAUAGGAACGGUAGUAUUUUCAAAUAUGUUUCGGAAACUACUAGAGUUAUCAAUUGAUCAAAAACCUCCAAUAUACAAAAGUGUCAGAAAUCCUUUUGCAUACACACAUGGCAAUACUAGUGAUUUAACAAAACUUCACCACAGGGAUGCGGCGGAUAUACUUUCCAGACCCAAAAUAUUUGAACUGGCUAAGUGUUUUCAAACGGUUAUGAACGAUAUGUUUACGGAUACAUAUAAUUUUAAACAUAUUUCUUCUGUGGAAGAAUGCAUGACGGAAAUAGAAAAGUUUAUUGGAAAGUACAGUGAAUGUGACAAAAGUUGUGCUUGCAAGAAAAAACAUUGAUUUUUGUCUGUUUUUAUUAAAAAUAUUUUAAUACACA
Messenger RNA from Aethina tumida (small hive beetle), 4033 nucleotides. Its product is annotated as cilia- and flagella-associated protein 65-like. The transcript has 12 exons. Bases 1 to 3996 code for a protein of 1331 amino acids. The record is from RefSeq and is a predicted model, not a curated record. NCBI's taxonomy places the organism in Eukaryota, Metazoa, Arthropoda, Insecta, Coleoptera, Nitidulidae.